This is a messenger RNA of Emiliania huxleyi CCMP1516, 1457 nucleotides long. RefSeq lists its product as hypothetical. The transcript has a single exon. Bases 30 to 1088 code for a protein of 352 amino acids. The record is from RefSeq and is a predicted model, not a curated record. Lineage: Eukaryota; Haptophyta; Isochrysidales; Noelaerhabdaceae.
AGGCCGGAAGUAGGAACUGAGGAGGAAGGAUGAUGGCUGCCACCGAGGAGCCUGUGUCAACCGAGGAGCCGCAGGCGCGCGGCAUCGUCGACGACGUCAUCAAUGCCGUGAGCGACGUUGUCGACGAAUCAAAGGACGUCGCCAACGACAUCACCGGCGGCGCUGUGGGCGACAUCGAGAACGCGGCCCAUAACGUCCAGAACAAGCUGGGCGCUGGCCUGCCGAGCCUGAGCCUCCCGGGUUCGCGCAAGCCAGGCUACUGGAUUGCGUUCAUGGUCCUAGCCGCUGCCGUCCUCAUCGGCGCCUCUGCCCAGUAUGCUGGGGAGAAUAGCUCGUACGGCGAUUACGCGGUCUCGGUCGGCGCGGUCGGCGCGGGGCUCGGCCUCCUCACGCUGCUGGUGUAUCGCUCAAGGGAUAGCAACCUGAAGAAGGUCCAGUUUGAGCUCCAGGGCGUGGGCCAGGUCACCAACGAGAUGCUGAUCGCCUUCUUCUUCUUUGUUUGGUGGGUUGUCGGCGCCUGCGUCCUUACCUUCAACUUCGCACCAUUCGCCAUCACCGGCAACGGGUACUUUUCGCUUUGGGCCGGCGCCUUUGCGUCGGCGGGCUACCUCGCCGACGCCUCCGGUCGCACCAUCGACAGCCUGGCCAGCAGGGCGCGCUCUAAGGGCCCCCUGUUUGGGCUCAUCGUGCCGUCCGUCGUCCUGAUCAUCGCCACGACCACUGACAACAGCUUCGGCCAGAGCAGGCUCGACCUCGACCAGUGCAAGUAUGGCCUCUCCGUCGGCAUCAUCUCGCUGGUCGGCAUCCUCUUCCUCCUCGCACUCGACGACCGCGGCAGCCGCCUCGACUUUGGGCGCAACGGCCAGAGGAUGGCGGACACGCUGCCGAAGCUCGUCGCGUUUGUGCUCGUGUGCCUGUGGGCCGCGGCCGCCAUCGUACUCACGUUCGACAAGCCCUUCACCAAUACCAGCCUAGCAAACGGCUACUUUGCGUGCUGGCUCGGCUUGAUCCUCUCCUUCUGCUUUGCUGUGCAGGAGAUCGAGGAGCUCCGCAAGAUCGUUGAUGACGCGACGGCGGCGAGCGCCUGAGCGGGCCAUGGCACCUGUCGUCACGGUUAGCCCACCGCCCCGAGCGGCGGGUGAGUCGAGAGGAGGAUGGGCUGGCGCGGACGCGGAUGCGGAUGCGCGGCCGGUGCUCGGGCGUGUGUACGUAGGCGGGCUCGCGAGUCGCGUAUGGGCUCUACGGGCUAUAGCCUAUGGCUAUAUAGAGUGAUCACUGUGGGGGCGCCCCGCCCCCGGCCCCGCCGCCCGCCCGCGCCCCCCGCGCAACCGGCGGGCGAUGAAACCGAUGUGCAUGUCUAGGCGGAGACGUGAUUUUUGUCCACUAGGUAAACUGGUAACUGCCUCUUCACUAACUAUUAGUUUUUAAGAUUUAAAACUAUACAUGUACACGAAAAA